Messenger RNA from Linnemannia hyalina, 1653 nucleotides. NCBI's taxonomy places the organism in Eukaryota, Fungi, Mortierellomycota, Mortierellomycetes, Mortierellales, Mortierellaceae. The record is from the annotation of a GenBank genome assembly.
AUGUCUCUCUUCUCAGGGCACGUCUCUACAUGCACGAUCAUGCACCGCUCACUGUCAACUCAAACUGAUCUAAAUCAAUCAGGCUCGAUCACUAACCUGCCAGCAUUAAACCACGUCUUUACCGUAUAUAGACUGGGAGCUGCCCCCGCGGCAUCUGCUCCAGCAAAUCCCUUUGGAGGAUUCGGCGCAGCAUCAACGGCAUCAGCUCCCGCCGCUGCUGCCCUGACCGUCUCGCCAUUCGCUGGAUUCGGAACAAUGCCAGCGGCGGCAUCUGCCGCGGCAACCACAACAAGUUCGCUCUACCCUAGUCUGACUACUUCGGCUGCUGCCCCGAAUAGUCUCUUUGCAACUGCACCUGCGACUCUCUCAACAGGCUCUCUCUUUGGCAGCUCGACCUCUACCGCAGCCUCGACUGCUCUCACCAACGCCGCCUCAAAGAACCCUCUCACCACAUCCACCUUAUCCACCGCGCCUGCCGCCGUGGCACUAACUCCGGAUACGAUUGCAGGAUCGACCAAAUACACUGAACUUCCAGCUGACGCCAAAUCCACACUCGACCAAUUCCACACUUUCUUGCAGGGACAGAUUCACCUCUCUGCCACCCUCACAGCCCGCCCAUCAGAAUCUCUGGACAAAAUCUCAAAGGACACUGCAGAAUUGUCCAAGAGAUUGGAGACGUUGAAUGAUGCACUGGAGAGAGAUACAAAGAUGAUUGGCGCCUUGCAGGACCAGGUUGUACAAGAAUUCAAGCAGGCCGACUCUGCUGGACGGGUCAUCGAAGCUUACGCAAACACAUCGCAUGCCAACUUUCUCUACGCAGGCAACAACUCUGCAGGACAAUAUUUCACAGAGAGAUGCUUGGACUUUGAGGAACAGCUUCGCCAAUACAGGAGCACCAUCGAGGAAAUCGAGCGCCAUCUGGCCUCAUACGGCGCCAGGAACCCUCAGGUUCCAUAUGCGCUUACUGAAGUGUUGAGAAACCAGCACGAGGGGUUGUUGGCAAUUGCAGGAAGGGUGGCGGCUCUCCAUGAUGAGAUCAAGGACAGGGAAAAGGCGUAUCUCAUGUUCAGGCGAAAGUACUUUGACGACGAUACGGAUCCAUUCCAGGCCAGCAACAAGCACAGAAAGACAGACACUGCCCAUCAUGGCCACAGUCUCCGCAGCAGUGGGCGUACGCCUGAGGGUCAAAAGUCGUUCAGGGAGAUUGCCAAGGAAACACUUCGUCCAGGCUGGGGCGGUUCUGCUGCUGCUCCUGCUGCUGGAGCUGCACAAACUGCAGGAGGUAGCUUGUUCAGCACUGCACCAGCUCUUGGCUCAACCUCCUUAUUUGGCAAACCUGCAGGAUUUGGAUACUCUACGACCACGACUAGCGCCGCCCCCUCCUUUUCGCUCACAGCACCCACAUCUGCAGCACCCACGACAGGACUCUUUGGUGCGCCAGCAGCAGCCGCACCCACGAGUUUGUUUGGCGCCCCCGCUGCAUCAGCAGCGCCUACUACCAGCUUCUUUGGAGCUGCUCCUGCUGCGUCAGCUGCUCCCGCUACUGGAUUGUUUGGAUCACUUGCAGGGUCUGCCCCAGCAACUGGACUGUUUGGAGCACCAGCACCGACCACUGCAACACCCUUUGGUGGACUGAGGUUGGGAGGCAAGUAA